AUGGCUGAGAAAAUCUCUUUUUUAGAAAGUUACCUGAACUGUCACGUGUGUUCAGAGACUUUCAGAGAUCCUGUGUCUCUGAGCUGCAACCACAGCUUCUGUUCAAGCUGUCUGCAGAAAUUCUGGGAACAAAGUAAGAACAAAAACUGUCCCAUCUGUAAGAGGAAAUCUUCAAAAGAUAAUCCAAUAGUGAACUUUGCACUGAAGGAGCUGGCUGACUCGUUUGCUGGGAGACUGAGAGUUGGAUCAUCUGAGGAAGAAAAAAAAGAAAAGAAGGUGGAGGUGGUGUGUAGUAAACAUGACAAGGAGCCUGAAUUAUUCUGUAAAGAUGAAGAUCGAGCUGUGUGUCCUGUCUGUGAGUUUUCUCUCCACCAGACUCACACUGUGGUUCCUGUAGAAAAAGCAGUCAGAGAUCUGAAGGAGCAGCUGAAAUCUGACUUAAAGUCUCUCCAGGACAAGAGGAACAAACACAAACAAGUGGAGAAAACAUACAAUGAAGUGAUUCAACACUCCAAGAAGCAGCUGCUGUCCACAGAGAGACAGAUCAGAGCAGAGUUUAACAAGCUCCACCAGAUCCUGAAAGAGGAAGAGGAGUCCAGAUUGGAGGCUCUGUGGGAGGAGGACAUGCAGAAGGAGAAGACUAUCAUCAGAGAGAUGAAGAGGAUUCAGGAGCAGAUCUCCUCUCUGUCAGACAGUAUCUGUGCUGUUGAAGAAGAGCUGCAGAAACACAACGCGGCCUUCCUCAGCAGUUAUAAAGUCACUCAGAGCAGAGCCAGAGUCCUGAACUCAGAGUCAGAUCCACAGCUGGUCUCAGGAGUGCUGAUAGAUGUGGCCAAACACCUGGGUAACCUGUCCUUCAGAGUCUGGGAGAAGAUGAAGGAGAGGGUCCACUUCAGUCCAGUCAUUCUGGAUCCAAACACUGCAAACAGCUGUCUCUAUCUGUCUGAUGAUCUGACCAGUGUGAGACGAGGAGACAGAAAACAGCAGCUUCCUGAUAAUCCAGAGAGACACACCAAAUAUCCUACUAUUCUUGGCUUUAAGGGCUUCAGCUCAGGGAAACACAGCUGGGAGGUGGAGGUGGGAGACCAUCCAGAAUGGAAUGUGGGUUUGGCUAAAGGGUCAGUUGACAGAAAAGGGGAGAGGUAAUUGCUUCACCAGAAUAUGGAGUCUGGUGUUUAUUACACCGCAGUGGAAAAUACACAAAUGGUCUUGGUGAGAGUGUCCAAGUGAAGAAGAGUCUCCAGAGGAUCAGAGUCCAGCUGGACUAUGACAGAGGGGAGGUGUCCUUCUAUGUCCCUGAAGACAGGACUCACAUCUACACUCACAGAGACACUUUCACUGAGACUGUUUUCCCUUAUUUCAAUAUUGGAGAGUCUGGAGAUGCUAAAACUUCUGAAGUCAAAAUCAGUCAAAGUGAGAUUUCUCUGUCAUGUUCAGGACGAUGA
Molecule: messenger RNA, 1445 nt
Organism: Xyrichtys novacula (pearly razorfish)
Lineage: Eukaryota; Metazoa; Chordata; Actinopteri; Labriformes; Labridae
Source: the annotation of a GenBank genome assembly